Messenger RNA from Rodentolepis nana, 3804 nucleotides. The record is from the annotation of a GenBank genome assembly. NCBI's taxonomy places the organism in Eukaryota, Metazoa, Platyhelminthes, Cestoda, Cyclophyllidea, Hymenolepididae.
AUGGAGGUGGUAAAUGGUGACCCAAAUCCGGGACCUUCUACCCAAUAUGAGGAGAAUUUUCCAAGUUUACCAUCUGUUAGAAUCCCAUCCCAAACCCGAUUGUCAAAUAUUAAGUCUUUUGCCGCUAAUAACAUAACUACGAUAAUUGAGAUUCCAGUUUCAGAGCUGAAAGGCGAUUUAAAGAGACAAGGAGAUGUGUGUGGAGAAAUAUCAAAGUCGUGUGGUGUGGAGAUUGUUUUAACAAAUUGUAAAAACAAAUCCCUUAGUGUUAUGAUAACUGGGCCACAGUCGCAGGUGGAAAAAGCCAAAUCCCAGGUUACUCAAAGUCUGCAUAUGCAGGGCAAACGUGUUAUUAAAAUAAGUCACGAACAUCAUCGUCAUUUAAUCGGCCAUAUGGGAAUGCGUAAACGCGCUAUUGAGGAAAAAACUCUUACAAAGAUCAUCGUUCCAAAUCCUGAGAGUAAUUCUGAUGAAAUUGUGAUUGAGGGUCCUCACAAGUGUUUGGAAGCGGCUGAGCAGGAGAUACGUAAGACAAUUAAGCAGUACUCUGAACAAGUCAGACAAAAUCUAAAUAUAGAACAGGAGUAUCACGUAUUUGUCAACGGACCGCGCAACAAAACCCUGAAUAAAAUACAAACUGAAACUGGAGCGAAAAUUAAUAUACCUCCGUAUACAAAAACAAGCAAUGAAAUUACGGUAGUAGGUAAAAAGGAGGAGGUUGCUAAAGCAGUCAAGCAAAUCAAUGAUUUGAUUGAAUCUUUAAAAAAAUGUUACGUAAAUCAGUUAAUUCCUGUCGAUAUUGAUUCUUCUAAAUUUGAUUAUAUCAUCGGACCUCGAAAUAGCGGUAUUACUGAAAUCUUCGAGCAGACGGGAAUGUUCAUCGAUCCUCCUCUUGAGAAUUGUAACCAGUUCCGUUUUCGUGGCGAUUCGAACAAUUUAGGCAACGCACUUGUUGCCAUUUACAAGAAGGCUAACAGUACCGAUAUUGAAACAGUCACUGCCCCACAGCAUCUUCAUAGGCUUUUAAUUGGUAAAAAUGGAUCAGCACUUAAUGAAAUUAGAAAGGGAUAUCUUGACGUUGCAAUCAGUUUUCCUGAAACUGGUGAGCAUAUCAAAAUCGAAGGACCGGUGGAAGAGGUUAGUGCCAUUAAGAAUCGUCUACAGGCGAGAGUUGUGGAAUUAAUGGCAUCUCAUCACUUAGAAACCCUCGAAGUCGAUCCGAAGUAUCAGGGCAAGCUUCUUGAUUUUCUGCGACAAUAUUUCCGCUCGAGAAAACUCAAUGUUCGUCAGGUUAAGGCUGCGGAGUGUGGGAUGCCCGAGAAUGAACAACACAUUUUUCUUGAGGGAGAAGUAUCGGCUGUCGAGACGACAAAGGCUGAAGCUCUUAAAAUGGUCAAAAAAUGGACCAAUGAGAAAACUAAAGACGUCAUUGUUGAGCCGCGUAUUCAGGACCUAUUAAGAAACGAUAAACCGGCACCUAUUAAUGAAAUUUACAAUGAAUUCAAAGAGGUUUCUGUCCGUUGGCCUCAGGAUAAUACCCGACGAUCUCAAAGUUCUCCACAGACUAGUAACGUAGGCAUCUCGCCCUCAACAACCAGUCAUGUUGUACAACUCUCUGGUCCACGUGAUCAAGUUGACGCUGCUUAUGAGAAGCUAGCAAAACUCAUUAAAAAAGUACGAGAUGAAAACUAUGAACAGGAAUUUAGCAUCUUCGAAGACUGUAGGGACCGUAUUUUGGGCCCAACUAUUUGCAAACUGCUGAAGGACACCAAUACUCGGAUUCGCUACUUCGAUAGGGAGAAGACUCGUGGUGUAAUUUUUGGAGUUCAAUCCAAUGUUGAGACAGCAAUUGUUCAACUGGAGAGACUUCAACGCUCUUUGGCGACUAUUGAAGAGGUCACUAUUACACUACCCUCUUGGAUGUUAACUAAAAAGGCCGGUAAUUCAAAUGCCCGUCUACGAUCGAUUCGUGAACAAUGUGAAGGGGUGCAGUUAAAGCAGGUCCCUGCUAAUCCUCGCAAAUUGAUCAUUUCGGGUCCACCACAAUCUAUUGAAAAAGCCAAGGGUCUUAUCGAUUCCAUUUCAACUAAUAUGCCCGAAGGUUGCACGGAGGCUACGGUCAUUUGUGAUCCUAUGCAUCAUGGUCAACUAAUCGGACGUAAUGGCGCAAAUUUAAAGAGAUUCCGUGAGCGACAUAAUGUUGAGGUUCUCAUUCCUGAACAAAACGAGACCGACCCCAAACUAGCCAACGAGAUUUGUUUAGUUGGUGAGAAGGAUGCUGUAUCCAAGGCUGCUGCAGAAUUACAACAGACAAUAAAAAAUUGGGAGGAUGAAGGAGAGACCUCUAUAGAGUGCGAUGCCGAUGUGCUUCAAGAUUUGAAGAAUUACAUUUUCGCUUUCCACUAUCCCGAGUUGCAGAAUGUCAAGAUUUUCUACCCUAAACCCACGCCACCACCAAAUUCCAAUCAAACCGUUGUGAACGGUAAUGGCCAAACUAAUAUAAAAACUCGUAUUCGUGGACCCAAAAGCUGUCUCCAGGAAGCAGAACAAUGCCUCCAGACAGUUAUUGAGGACAUUAAAUCGCAGAAAACUGUGACACAACCUAUUACUGAGCAAACGCACAGUCAAGCUUUCAGGAAGCUUCGUUCUACUCUUCCCGAAGUCGAAAGAAGCCACAAGGUUUUAAUUAAACUCCAUUUGGAGAAAGAACCCAUUCAGAAUGGGGAGAGUACCAUCUACGGACACAUUACCUAUAUUGGUCCCCAGGAAAGAAUCGACGAUGCGAUAAUGAAUGGCAUUAAUCCCCUUCUUCCUGUAAAUGAGGUAGUUGUCUUCCCUCAAGAGUUUUACGGCAAACUCUUCGUUUCUGAACAAUCUCAACAGCAAGUAGAUCGCACUCAAGGCAACCGCAGAGGUCAAAAAAUAAGUUUCCAGAAAUCUAACCAGAAGAGCAAUCAACCUGAAACUGUCGAAGAGACUCCAGCUAAAACAAGGCUCAUUGGUCUCCAGAGGAAAUAUAAUGUUAUUAUCAAUGUUCCAAAGAGGACCUCCUCCGAGCAGAUAACCGUCUCUGGUACUCCGGAAGCUGUUCAGGGUUGUAAGAAGGAAUUGGAAGCUCUCGGUGCUAAAUUACAAGCUGAAAAGGCCGAUUGGGAGGCGAGAACUUAUGAGGAGGCGCUGAAUGUUGAAAAGCGUUUCUUAAAUCGUAUUAUUUCCGGCCAUAAGCACCAAGUAUUUGAAAAAUAUGGUGUAGCUAUCUUUACCCGUGGCCAACGUGCUUCUAAGAAUAAUAAUGCCGCUGUGGCCGCUUUCGAUAAAAAUGUGGAUGAAAACGCUCCUAAAACAAAUGGUGAAACCUCUUUGGAUCAACCAAGUGCUCUUCCGGAUCUUAGCAGAUUUGCUGGCUUUACUCUUCUAGAUACAACUCUGGUACCGUUAAUCAUACAAGGAUAUAAAGAAAAGGUGCAAUUGGUACGUGAAGAAUUGGAAAAGGUGCUUGAAGACUGCAGUACUUUUGAAUGCCAGGAAUUGGUUAUUCCACGCGAUACUCAUGCACGUUUGAUCGGUUCUCAGCGUUCUUCCAUUCGUCCAUUUGAGGAGAAGUAUGACGUUGAAGUUGAGUUUCCUCCACGUGGCUGCCGCGAAAAUCAAACUGAAAUUGUCCUUGUUCUUGGACCUAAGAAUAAAGCAGAUGCUGCUGCAAAUGAGCUGGCAUAUAUGUUGGAUAGUGGUACACCCGCCCACCUCACAAAAAUUACGUCUUUCCACCAGGGGUCUCCUUCCUGCAACUGCUACUUCAUUUGA